UUCGAUACCUCUGGACUUUUCUUGUACGAAUACCAAAGGCGUAAGAUAUCCGCGUUAAGAUAUCUAAACCUUUAACUGUUUCAUCGUGGAUUCUACUUGAGUGCAAAGAUAAGCCGAAAUCUACACGAUUGUUCGAGGAUAUUGGAAUAGAAGUAUAUAUAAGUACGUACAGGAAAGUGCGAAGGAAAGAAAAGGAAAUCGAGGGAGGGAGAGGGAGGAAAAGAGAAGAGAAACGGAAGAAAAGAUACACGUGCGCGUGGUCGGUGUCUCGAGGAUACCUGUGGAUGCCAGGCUGGAGUCUCGACGUAAUAGGGCACGGAUUUCUGCCCGAUGACUGCCAAGGAGAUUCAUUUCUCCUCGCUAGCCGAUCUCCAGCAUUGUUAUUAGGCCGCAUCAAACGAUUUAUCGGCUAAGCCGCAAAUUGAGAGGAGAUAGGAGAAAUAGCAGGACGUGUUAUGAAAUUACUGCCGUCAAUCCAGUUGCCGCAAUUGCCACCGGUUUCGGCCGGGGGUGGAAUGACGGGGAUGGACUCUCGGCUACCACCGGGUAUAUCUUUACCCUUCAGCCCUACGGAACUACUUUGGCGAUACGGUCCCGCCAUGAACUUUCCACCCACUCACCCACCACCCAGUCCCUUUCUUGACUUCAAGACACAUCUACCAGCAAGUUUAGCUUCAGACCCACGGUUGUGGUCCCGCGAGGAUGUGGCGACGUUCCUUCGAUGGGCUGAACGGGAAUUCGACCUACCCCAAUUCGACAUGGACAUGUUCCAAAUGAACGGCAAGGCGCUCUGCUUGCUGACAAAAGCUGAUUUGGGGGAGAGAUGCCCGGGUGCUGGCGAUGUGUUGCACAAUGUCCUCUCAAUGCUGGCCAGAGACUUUAACCAGCUCCAGAGAUGUCUACCCAGCAGUCCGGUGACCCCAACUAGGCCUUCCGCGUACCCCCUCAGUCCCCACUCGCAUCCACCAACUCCUACGUGGACAGAGAAUCCGUACACCGCGAACCUGGCCUCGUUAAUGUCCGCGAAUUCGGUGACACUGUCACCGGCACCGUCGGUCGACAGCCAAGCGGGCUCCCCCGGCCACACCGAGGGAACCCAAAGUCAAAUUUACAAAAGCGACUCGGACGAGGAUAAUCAACAAGCGGCUACCGGAAGCCCACCAGCCACGCCGACGGCACUUGCAGCCCAAAGGUUAAGCGAAGUUUGUGUUAAGGAUCAGCCCAGUCCUACGUUAACGCAGCCAAUGAUGCCCCUCACACCCGGUGCCUUUAGAACGAACCCUGCCAAUGCUGCCAGAGAGUUUUUCCCCAGUGAUUCCCCUGAACCUAACACCAACGGUAGACUUUUGUGGGACUUUCUUCAACAACUUCUGAACGAUCCGUCGCAACGGUACACACAUUACAUCGCGUGGAAAAGUCGGGAAACAGGUGUGUUCAAGAUUGUCGACCCGCCGGGACUAGCCAGGCUCUGGGGCAUUCAAAAGAAUCAUCUUUCGAUGAAUUACGAUAAAAUGAGUAGAGCACUACGAUAUUAUUAUCGAGUGAAUAUCUUACGAAAGGUCCAAGGGGAACGGCACUGUUACCAAUUUUUGCGAAAUCCAACGGAGCUGAAGAACAUAAAGAAUAUAUCUUUGCUGCGUCAGCAAAUGCGGAUAAAAUCAGAACCGGAAGAAGAAGGCGGAAGUGGCGUCGAGCCGGAAAUCGAUAUGCCAACAGAUCUCUCGAUGUCUAGCAUGAGUCAGCCAUCCAGCGAGCAGCAACAACAGCAGCAACAACAGCAGCAACCUCUACCUCUUCACGACCCGCCUGCAAAGUAUAGAAGUCACGCGUAUAAUCUCGUCAAAACUAACCAGGAGUCGGAAGAGAAGAAGUGA
Molecule: messenger RNA, 1874 nt
Organism: Habropoda laboriosa
Lineage: Eukaryota; Metazoa; Arthropoda; Insecta; Hymenoptera; Apidae
Gene: aop
Product: ets DNA-binding protein pokkuri
Exons: 5
Coding region: 456-1874 (472 amino acids)
Biological process (GO): regulation of transcription by RNA polymerase II; cell differentiation
Cellular component (GO): nucleus
Molecular function (GO): DNA-binding transcription factor activity, RNA polymerase II-specific; sequence-specific DNA binding
Source: RefSeq, a predicted model, not a curated record